Messenger RNA from Procambarus clarkii (red swamp crayfish), 2771 nucleotides. Lineage: Eukaryota; Metazoa; Arthropoda; Malacostraca; Decapoda; Cambaridae. The record is from RefSeq and is a predicted model, not a curated record.
AGGUCGCUGUCUGUUUUGUUUUUUUGAGGCUACACGCUGAGUGUGAGAGAGAGUAAGACGCUGUGUGUCGGGUGAGAGUGACUGAGCACCGCACACACACACACACUUGUCGCGCCGUGAGCCGACCUCACGCGAGAUGGACGGCGCUGGUGCUGUGUACCAGCAAAUGGUGCACGCCUUCGCUGACGCAUACACCACCGCCCUCUUCACCGCCCGCCCGCCCACGCCCGACAGCGACUACGGGUCUCUGAGCCCCGCUUCAACGCCGCCUCCGAGUCCCACUCGUCUGUGCUCCUCGACCCGCGACCCGGUGCCCUCGCCCACCGACGCCUGGGCGCCCUUCACUAUGGCCCAACAGACAGCUCAACAGACCUUUGUCACCUACCCGGAAUACACCCAGAUCUACGCCACGCCCGCAGCCGCCGCAGCUCUCAUCACCAAGCAGCCGCAGUCUUCCAAACCCGCAUCACCUCGAACCGCGACCACGCAGAUUAAGACGGAGAGCUACAGAAUACCCAACUACCCGUCAGCCCGAAGCCUCGCCAAGGCUCCUACAGUCGCGCCUCUCGGGUCAAUAGAGAACAAACGCGAGCAACAGCGACUCGGAGGCUCAGCGAUCCCGAACUUGUGCAAGGCGCCGAAGCCACCUCGCGGGAGCAGCCGCUGCGGCGUCCGCAAGCAGCGGUCCGGCCGCGAGGUGACGGACGGCGUCAGGAAGAAGAGAAGACUUGCGGCCAACGCCCGGGAGCGCCGCAGGAUGGACAAUCUCAACAAGGCCUUCGACCGUCUCCGCUCCGUCCUGCCGCAGCUGUGCGACGACCGCAAGCUCUCCAAGUACGACACGCUACAGAUGGCACAGACCUACAUCACCACCCUGGCUGACCUCCUCAUAUAGCCCUCGCUGGCCCUCCAGGGCUGGUGACGCAGCCUCUCACCGCUACCCUACGUAGUCUGUCAGGCCCUCCAAGACUGCCCACGUAGUCUAUCAGGCCCUCCAAGACUGCCCACGUAGUCUGUCAGGCCCUCCAAGACUGCCCACGUAGUCUAUCAGGCCCUCCAAGACUGCCCACGUAGUCUGUCAGGCCCUCCAAGACUGCCCACGUAGUCUGUCAGGCCCUCCAAGACUGCCCACGUAGGCUAUCAGGCCCUCCAAGACUGCCCACGUAGUCUGUAAGUGCCCCCUCGUUACCACCCCAAGAAGACUGUAAUUAUACCAGUAGGUGUUCCCGGGUAGCCUGCAGGCGGACCUGCCUCCAGCGCCCACCACACUAAGGCUCGCGGGCGUGACGGAGGAUGUACACAGUAGUGGAGGUGUUAUGGUAGUGACGGUGCUGUGUGUGUGGGGAUAUUCCAGUGAUCUCUUGUAUCGUGUCAGGGACAGAGACGUCGUCGGUGACGACACAGUGUUCAAAACCUCUCUUCGAGCAUUAUGGUAAGGAGUCUUCAGUCCUCGCUAGAUCUCAUGGACUCCAGAGUCACCGCCGGAGCCGGGAAAUUAGACCUCUAAGGGAUAUGAAACGACUUCACGCCACGACAAAUCUUCUUAAGAACUUUAUCUCCUGCCAGAAGAGAAAGACGACGCUAUCUCACAGGACCUGGAGUGUAAACCUCGGUAUCUGCGCCAUAUCGAAGCUUGUCGCCGCAGAGAAACGUCGUCUGAUCAUAUGACAUCUUGCCCGGAAUCACAAGAGACUUUCUCGUGUUGAAGGGCGCGUCUCGCCCCGCCCGAACGCGUUCCCGCCACAUGACGCGCGAUGCUGGGCGCGUGGCGCGGUAACCCAGCCACGCGCCAACCAGCUUCGAAACAACUGGAAGCACGGGAAGCGCAUGGGCAAGGCUUCCAUACCUGUCUGGUAUGGAACCAUGGGCCGCCCGCCGCGGAACCAUUCACAGGCAAGAUAUAUUCGCCAUGGAACCACGAACCAGCCAAGAACCCAUUAUUUUAGUUCAUUCUACAUCGUGGGUAUUGGCUAUGAUGUCGUAUCUCUGCUUCCGGAUGAGGUACUGUGAGCCGACUUCAACAGUGACCACGACUACUGUUCCUCCUCCUCCUUCCUCCUCACCGUCGUCCCCAUCAUCACAGUAGAGACGAGAUGGGGGAGGGAUGUCUCAAAUCCUGUAUAAGUGGGUGACAUAUCCAGUAUUAACGGAUUAUCCCCGUCCAAUGUGAGAUGGUUACAUAUCCGAGGUAAAGGUUGUAGCAUAUCCUAUCUAAAAGGUUGACUCAAGUCCUAUGUUAUAUGAUAAGAUCCAGUGUAAGGCGGUGGUGACUCAGGUCCUAUGUAAUGGGGAGAUAUUCCUCUGUUAAGGGGGAUGACAUGUCCAGCAUAAGGCAGGGAAAUAAACAUGAACUUAUCUUUCCAAAUGAUGCAAAAAAAAAAAAAGAUAUUCAAUCAAGGAGGGAUCUUGUGUCUUAAGAUUUCCUUGAUGUAAAUGAGUUGUAAAUGUCAUUUGUGUUGUGAUUUGGGCCGUUGACGCAAUGUUGACGCAGUGUUGACGCAAUGUUGACGCAAUGUUGACGCAGUGUUGACGCAAUGUUGACGCAGUGUUGACGCAGUGUUGACGCAAUGUUGACGCAAUGUUGACGCAGUGUUGACGCAAUGUUGACGCAGUGUUGACGCAAUGUUGACGCAAUGUUGACGCAGUGUUGACGCAAUGUUGACGCAAUGUUGACGCAACACUGGUAGCCGACCCCUGUCUUGUACAAAUAUCUGCAGCGUAACAGUGUUUCCAUUUUGUGAAAUCUACUUAUUUGUGAAUUCUAUUUGAUA